AUGGGUGCGAUUGUUGUUUUUGACACCGUGUUUAUCUUGAAUCCAUACACGUGUAUACUAACACCUAGCUGCUCAACCCAACCUCAAUUGAUUUCACUUAACUAUCUUAUGACUGGUAUCUCAUCAUUUAAAAAUUAUUCAACAUAUGAUUCCAAAAAGCUUUUCUUGGAAAUACAAGUCGGUUGUGCUGGUUUGGCUCUUCUUCUAUCGAUAAUUUAUGUAAUCAUCUACAUUGUUUGCAGAGUCAAACUCAGAAAUAAAACUGGAGUUGCUGCUACUGCUGCUACUGCUGCUACUGCUCCCAAUCCUCCGGCAGUUCAACCAAACAACCCUUAUCCUCAAGCACCUCAAGCAUUUCAGUCAAACAACCCUUAUCCAGUUCCUCCACCAGUCCAACGUCAACAAAUGUAUCCUCAAGCUCCCUAUGCACCACCUUAUCAAAAAGCUAUUCAGUAA
Molecule: messenger RNA, 456 nt
Organism: Didymodactylos carnosus
Lineage: Eukaryota; Metazoa; Rotifera; Eurotatoria; Philodinida; Philodinidae
Source: the annotation of a GenBank genome assembly